Megalobrama amblycephala (Wuchang bream) is the source of this 1199-nucleotide messenger RNA. It is a transcript of the gene sst5, whose product is annotated as somatostatin 5. The transcript has 3 exons. Lineage: Eukaryota; Metazoa; Chordata; Actinopteri; Cypriniformes; Xenocyprididae. Gene Ontology annotation, biological process: regulation of cell migration. Gene Ontology annotation, cellular component: extracellular region. Gene Ontology annotation, molecular function: hormone activity. The record is from RefSeq and is a predicted model, not a curated record. The coding region runs from base 290 to 712 and encodes 140 amino acids.
AAUCACAAGUGACACAACAUGCCUUACUGGGGCAUGAUAGUAUCAUCACUCAGCUAUAAUUAAGAUCUCACUAGUUCAUUAGUUCCUUACCACUGAAGUUGAAAAAUACUUUCGCCUGUCAAACACAAGUAUUUUUAUGUUCUAGAUGAUCAAUUGUUACAUGACAUAUUAUUGCAAAUAACAUUGAUUAAUUAAUUAAUUGAUACGGCUUCUGAUGUAAAAGUUAACACCUGUGUGACCUUAUCAAACAUCUUUCCUACUGGGUCUGGGAGUCCCUCCCCUCGCACAAAUGUCUCUUCACCCUUUACCCCUGCUUCUCUACACCCACACAACCACCUUCAUCAUCCUUCGUGGUUAUGUUUCGACCAAUAAGUUCUCUCUAAUCGACCCCAGAAUCCCACCUUUGGUGGUCGUGGCGACUCUAUCGGUCUCUUUGCUGCUGUGCAGCGUCAGUUCAGCGCCUAGAGGAGACCUGCUGCUCCAGCUGUUACAAUCUGAAGUGGAACCCAAGGAGAAUGAGCUUCAGGAUCUCUCUCGUUUGCUCCUUCUGAAGCAACUUUUUGAGUCGAUGGCACCUGAGGAGAAAGAUGCUCUUGGAAGCAUUGAUGAUGUUGAUGUUCACAAUGAAGUGGUUCGCCAGAUUCCCCUCUCCCAACGAGAACGGAAAGUAGGAUGCCGGAAUUUCUACUGGAAAACCUUCACCUCAUGUUAGUCAAAUUGCUUGGUAAACAAAAACCUCAACUGAAACCCUACAUUGUCAUAAUUGUGUAGGCGUCAAUAUUAGUUGAUGUUUUAGAGGAUUUCUGGUCAUGUGCAUUUUUGCCUUAUGCCUGUAUCAUGGAUUGUAAAAACAAAACUAUAAUGUCUUCGGUUUCUCCUUCUCUUUAUGAUACCAUCUGUAUUUAGCAAAAAUGUUCUUAUUAAAAUUCAGCAGCACGCAUAUUGUUAAAUAACAACUGUUUAUACUAUUCCAGUACAGAGAGUUAAAUUCUUUUUGUCUAGUGUUUAAUGGACUUGUACACACUGUAUGGUAUUAAAUAUUUGUGUUCUGGUACUAUCAAGCUUGAUAGCAAGUGAUUAUAUGAUUUCAGUUUAAAUUAAAUUGAAAAAAUCUUGAUAUAGAUGUGUUGUGUUGACCUUGCAACAGUGUCAUUGGAUUUGCUAGUCCUCUGUAAUAAAGUGUGAUCAGGGAAACUGUA